AAGGUUGGAUCUAUAAUUAGCAAGAGGCCUUGUGUAGUAUAUAAGCCCAAGGAGAACAGGUCACUAUGCGGCUUCACACUAUCUUCACUUCUUGUGCUUCUUAGGCUUCACACCGUCACAUACCGUCUUGACAUGUCACCCAAGAAGGCCAAGAGGAGGGCAGGAGGAGGAGAGGGUUCCUCCAAUGUCUUCUCCAUGUUUGAGCAGAGCCAGAUUCAGGAGUACAAGGAGGCUUUCACAAUCAUUGACCAAAACAGAGAUGGUAUCAUCAGCAAAGACGACCUUAGGGACGUGUUAGCCUCAAUGGGACAGCUGAAUGUGAAGAAUGAGGAGCUGGAGGCCAUGAUCAAGGAGGCCAGUGGCCCAAUCAACUUCACAGUUUUCCUGACCAUGUUUGGAGAAAAGCUGAAGGGUGCUGACCCAGAGGAUGUCAUCGUGUCUGCCUUCAAGGUGCUGGACCCCGAGGGCACUGGCAGCAUCAAGAAGGAAUUCCUUGAGGAGCUUCUGACCACUCAGUGCGACAGGUUCUCUGCAGAGGAGAUGAAGAAUCUGUUUGCCGCCUUCCCCCCAGAUGUGGCUGGCAAUGUUGACUACAAGAACAUCUGCUAUGUCAUCACACACGGAGAGGAGAAGGAGGAAGAGUAAAAGACAAGGGGAAAAAAGAAAAUGCAUCCGCUGCUUUUCUCUCCCAGUCUGCUCUUUGUCCUCCUUCUCUUACUUUGUGUUUCUUCCUCCCUUUCUUCCUUUCCAUCCAUCUUUGUCAAUCUCAAGCACUUACUCUCACUCUCUAAAACAAAGACUUGUCUCAUCGAGACUUAAUCAGGAGGGUGGAGAGGCUCAUGACCACAGUGUCUGUCAGUGGGGACAUGGGAUUGUUUUCAAUAAAAUUAUCUUUUUACAACAUUUCCAUAUCUCUCACAUACUCUCUCUUUCUCCGUUUCUCAUUACUCACCACCUCUCUUUCAUUUUUCACUUUUCCAUCACUGUCAAAAGCAUGCAUUAAAGUUGCAGCAUCUUCUGCUAUUGUCUUGAGGACUGGAAUGAAGACAUCUCAUGCUCUUUUCUGCCUUUGGCUUAAUCAGCUCUCUAGCUAUAUCUGGAAGAGUGUUGUGAGCCCGAUCUGGGGAAACAGAAGCAAGACAGUGAUCUCACUCUAUAAUAGAGGAACCUGUAAUCAGUCUAGUUUAGUUCCCCCACCGGUUGACUAAUGGUGAAAAAAUGACCAAAUGAGGUUUGUACUGAGAGAGCUUGGUUUCCUAAAAGUGAUGCCAGCCUUAUCACUGAGAGAGCGAGAGAGACAGACCAUCCAAGGAAAAGAGGAGGGUGGGGACUGAAAGAAAACAUAUCCUCUUCACUCCCCCUCUCCACUGAACUAUAGCUCUGUCCAUGUCUUUUUUUUUUUUUUUAUCUACCCACUCUUUUACUUUCUGCAUCUGGGCCUGCUUUCCUCUGUCAGAUACUCUUCUGUAACCAAUAAAAAAAAAAAAACUAUGAAUAAAACAUCUAUCUUUUGUA
Molecule: messenger RNA, 1515 nt
Organism: Xyrauchen texanus (razorback sucker)
Lineage: Eukaryota; Metazoa; Chordata; Actinopteri; Cypriniformes; Catostomidae
Product: myosin regulatory light chain 11
Exons: 7
Coding region: 133-645 (170 amino acids)
Biological process (GO): skeletal muscle tissue development
Cellular component (GO): cytoplasm
Molecular function (GO): calcium ion binding
Source: RefSeq, a predicted model, not a curated record